AAAGAAGAGAGGGAGAGAAAAUUAUUUUUUGGAAUUGUUUGGUUUUGUUGUGAAGUAUUUUUUAAAUUCCUGUUGGAAGCAGAGAUGCGGCUCUGAGCAAGGACAGAGGGAGCUGCCUGUUUAGGAAAUGCCUCGAGGAAAAGAUGUAAUCUGGAGCUGAAAUAGACAGAUACAGCGGUCACAUGACACUGUGUUACAUCAGGUCUGUAGUGAUGGCAGACGUCAGCUGGGCCGGUGUGUGCCGGGACAGAAGAGGAGCUAGCGUUCUGCUGCUCUUUUGGAUUUUCACAGUAGUCCCUCCAUCCCUCCUGCAGCCCCCUCUCCCCCUCUCCCUGCCGGUCCACAUGUCGGUUGUUCCUCCAUCCUGGCAGUUCCUCCCACUCUCUCAGGCAGAGCUGGGGCCUCUUUUCUCCAACUCCAGCCCCUUCUCCUUCUCCCAGAGCCUGUUCAUGGUGCCCCAGCCUGGCCGGACCCUGAGACCAGGCCUCCAGGCUUCAUUUGGCCCUUACUCAGUCACACAGCUCAUAUCAGAGCCUGUCCUCCCUUUCUCUCCCCUUCUGUCCGCCUCCCUCCUCUCAGAGCAUGUGGAGACAGAGAGGGAUAAGGACGGGCAGAAGAGAUUCAAGGUGAGGAUACUGUUCCACAAGAGGGGCAACACCAACAAUCGAGGGACCUGUAUCACCCUGCAUGCCUUCAAGGAGACAGAGGAACACAAGGCCUCCUGUAUCACACAGCCUCCACUAGGGCUGUGUGUGGUAACUCUGACACUGCCCAAUGACUGGUUUGAGGAUCAACACACCAACCAGUCACAUCAAGAUCUGGACAACUGGCACAGUAACAUUCACCCUCGUCGUCGGGUGCAGAAGCGGGAACGACAGCGGAGGGGAUAUCCCCAUGGCAACCUUGUCAACCGCUACCAUACGACUUCUCCUUCAUUAAGAUACCAUCCAGGUGUUGAUGGUGACACCCAGGGGUACGUCCCAUGGGCCCUCAGAUACCGUCGCAUUCCCAUAAGAAACCAAAUACAGCUUUACUACUCCUCCUCCGACACAGUGGCCGACCUAAUGCUGACACCACCACGAUGUGUGGAGGACAGAGAGGCUCAGUCCCAGAGGCAGCUCAUCCAUAUCAAAGCAGUGACAUUGAAGGAGAUGGCUGACAGAGAGCACAGCAGGACCAAAGAAGAAGAAACCUGUUUGAACGGGCAGGGGGAGGAGGAGCUUAGCCUGGACCCCCAUGUCAUGAUUCGCUAUUACAGAGGUCCAGUCCUCACAGGACAGCCAAUCAAAGUGUCGGUGAAUCUGAGAGCCAACUUCAGUGCUGAGUUUGUCGUUAUAAGGCUGAAGGUGAAGAAGGGCUUAGUGUCAAUGGUGGCCCAAAGAACUCUGACCUCUGACUUGUGGUCAGUGACCCUGGAGAAAAGCCAAGGCGCCAAACAUGACGUGGUGUCCAUCAUCUGCCACAAGCACAGCACACCCAAGCACGCAUACAAUCCCACUUCACUCCAGCAGGUGGUGUGUCUGUCAGUCGACGGCCUGAGGCAGAGCUUCGGUGUUGCCAUGACUGUCUCUGCCAGCUGGUGGGUGGAGUUCUCUGGGCGAAGUAACCACUUAUCACCACAUGGGGCAGCAGCGAGCAUCUUCUCAUUUGCCGAUCGACAGAUUUUUGGCAUCGCUCCCAUCACAGAGAGUAACACCAUCAUCAACACAGCCAUACUGACCAACCAGCCGGUGUCACUUCCUGUCAUUGUGCUGGCCAUAAACCAAGAUGGGAAGGUGUCAGACGUCACCUCUGCAGUCACGUGCCACUCAGCCAACGAGAACACUGUCAAGGUGUCCAGCGACUGCUCAACCCUCUUUGUGGAUGGCAGUGAGUCAGGGCUGGGUGACACCUGUGCAGUGGUGGAGUUUCAACUAGGUGCGCUCUAUGGCUCUGUGUGUGUGGAAGUGUGGGCUCCUUCAGUGCCCCUGCGAGUGUCCUUGGCAGACCCCAUUCUCAACGUCAUCGAUGGCUGGAACCACUUCACAAAGAAAGGGUGUGUGCCAGUGUAUCAGCGCUCAUCAAUCCAGGUCCUGACUCAGUUCACUGCUCAGGACUCUCAGAGCAGAACCACGCACCUCCUGGGCUCAUCUGAUUGGUUUGUGGACAUUACAGAGCUGGUCCGUAACUGGCUGAGAGUAGAGGACCCUCGAGUGGCUUCCCUCGGCAACCACAACGACCUGAUUGGUUUACGACCAGGAAAGACAUCACUUCAUGUUGUCUCUGAGCAGUGGGAUGGCGUGCUAGGCAGAUGUGACGUCACUGUGACCUCUGAGCCUGUUACCCCCGGGGACCUUUCUGUGCAGGUGGUUAGCGGCCUCGGCAUGUCCCUCACAGCUAGCCCCACCCACCCUUCCAUCGUCACGACAACAGUCACAGCAUACAACAUCCUGUACAACCAUCACCAGGAGGCUUCCAUCAGCGUCUGGCUCCAGUUCAGUGACAAUACUGCCUCCCUCCUCUCCUCCUUCAACGACCUUCCCUUUUUCCUGCGUCUCUCCUCAUUGGCUGAGUCUGUGGUUGUGGUGGCGCCCGGCCCCAGCCAACGCAUCUUUGCUCAGGGCGAUGGUGGCGGGCCUUUACUGCGUGCAGAACUUUUGGUUUCAACCUGCGCUGACCAGCCAGUCACCUCCAACUCUAUCAGUGAAGGUGACAGAGAUUGGACGGACACUGGAAGAGAAGGAGGAGCAGGCGGGACCAGAAGGCUGGCGAAAGGAUCCGGUUGGAUAAGAGUUAACCUCGACCUGGGCUACCUGCAGCCAGAAGGGGACGAGGAUGAGGAGGGCGGGAAGUUUGAGUUUGACUUUUCAGACACACUGGUUGAGUCAGAUAGUGACGUCUAUGCAUCGAACUUCGAUGAGGAGGAGAAUGAGAAUGUAAGCAGUGACUACUAUGACAAAAUAAAUGGGAAGAGAAACUGGAACGAGGUGGGCAACAGAGGGAUGGUGAGUCAGAACAAUCUGGAAAGAGCCGUGCUGAUGCCAAGUCAGGAGGAGGGCACUGUGUACUUCUCCCCGAGCCAGGAGAUAGAAGGAGAGAGGAUGGAGGAGGAUGUGGAAGGGCAGGGAGCUCGAGAGCUGGAGGUGGGUGUGGGUGCUAUCCUCUCACUGCUUUGUCUCUCUGCUAUCCUCUUCCUGGCGAACUGUCUGCCCUGAGCCCUGCGAGACAGGAGGAGGACAAAGAUGGAGGAGGAGGAGAUGGGAGGACUAGAAGAAGGUGAGAAGGAAGA
Molecule: messenger RNA, 3268 nt
Organism: Epinephelus lanceolatus (giant grouper)
Lineage: Eukaryota; Metazoa; Chordata; Actinopteri; Perciformes; Serranidae
Source: RefSeq, a predicted model, not a curated record